Cetraspora pellucida is the source of this 762-nucleotide messenger RNA. NCBI's taxonomy places the organism in Eukaryota, Fungi, Glomeromycota, Glomeromycetes, Diversisporales, Gigasporaceae. The record is from the annotation of a GenBank genome assembly.
AUGUCAGGUCUUACUAUCCCAACUAUUAUUGAUAAAAAAGCUAAAUCACAGAAACUCAUUAAUAAUAGACCAGGAUAUGAUAUGAAAAAAUAUGAUACUUUAUCAGUUAUUCGACCCAAUGAAACUCCACAACAAUGGGCUAUUCGGGUCAGAGUUCCUUUACAAGAGCUGGUCUCUGAAAAGAAAUGGAGCGUCUAUCAUGUGUGUUGUUUAUAUGCAUCAUUUGGUAAAGGUAAGCUAGUUGAUUAUGAUUACUACAGACCUAAAAUUCACAAAACCCGUAUGGCUAUUUGUCUUAAUUGCUGGCAAUUGAUUCAAGUCAAUGAUGUGAAACCAAAGAAAAUAUAUGCUUUUGCUAUAUAUAGAUAUAUUGAGACAGUUGAACCAGCAGAUUUGAUGAAGCAACAUUGGGAUUAUUCAUAUGGUUCAGCAAGAAUUAUUCAAAAUGCUUGGAGACGAUUCAAAGAAAGGGACCCAUCAAAUGCAUGGCUUGCCUGGUUGAGUUUACCGAAUGAUAAUAUUCCAGAAGAUAAGAAGUUUCUAGGUUUAAUGAGCCAUGAAGUGAAAAAUCCUCAAACCCGAGAACAAUUUAAUCAGUGGCAUACUAAAUGGAUUGAAUUUUAUAAAAACAAUCCUAUGAUGCGCAGUUCCAUUAUUAAUAGACAAUAUAAAGAAUAUUAUAUUCCGGAUAAUUGGAUAGAUUUUAAAAAGAGUCAAUUGCGGAAUAGAUUCCAAAAACGACUUUUAGAAAUAGAAGCAUAA